Messenger RNA from Phaedon cochleariae (mustard beetle), 826 nucleotides. NCBI's taxonomy places the organism in Eukaryota, Metazoa, Arthropoda, Insecta, Coleoptera, Chrysomelidae. The record is from the annotation of a GenBank genome assembly.
ACGAAAUAAAAAAAGAAGAUUAACUUAGAAAGAAAAAAAUUCUAUAGGUUAAAAAUUCGUAAACAUGGCGGAUAAUGUUAUGGAUUCCGAAGAUGAUAGUAAACAAAUAAUUUCAAAUAACUGUAAUAAACAAUGGGUGAAAUUAAAUGUAGGUGGUACAUACUUCUUAACUACAAAAACGACAUUAGCAAGAGACCCUAAUUCAUUUUUAUACAGGCUGAUACAAGACGACAGGGAUUUGAUAUCAGAUAAAGAUGAAACUGGGGCUUACCUGAUAGACAGAGACCCCAACUAUUUUUCACCUAUUUUGAAUUACCUUAGGCAUGGGAAAUUAGUGAUCAAUAAAGGAUUAGCUGAAGAAGGUGUAUUAGAAGAAGCAGAAUUUUAUAAUAUUGCUGAACUCAUUACAUUAGUCAAAGAAAGAAUUAUGCACCGUGAUAACAGACCCACUAAAGAUGGCAAGAAACAUGUUUAUAGAGUGUUACAAUGUCAUGAGGAUGAACUUACUCAGAUGGUGUCCACAAUGUCAGACGGAUGGAAAUUCGAACAGUUGGUGAACAUCGGAUCGCAGUACAACUACGGUGCCGACGAGCAUGCGGAAUUUCUUUGCGUCGUUAGCCGGGAGUACGGAGCCCCAGAGAGUACGGAAGUCAAAGGCGAGAGGGAGGACAGAGCGAAGGUACUGCAGCAGAAAGGGUCUAGAAUGUAGAAUGUAGGCGGAGGCCAGUUGGGGAAGGAUUUUUGUCAAACCAUUGUCGUUUUAAUUGGACAUCUAGUUAGUAGGCGAGAGGUAUAAUGGGGAAGUUUCCCUCAGAUGAAUUUUCAU